GUAACUUGAUAGUGAUUAGACAUAACGAUGCUGGCAGAAUGUUGUCUCGUAUUGUUACUGUCACAAACAGUGAUAUCGAGUCCUACCCUCAACUUAAGCAAAGGGUGUCAAUGUGCUAUUAGAAAAGUCAUUGCGGAGAGUGGAACCAAUCCUUGUCCACGAUCCUGUUCCAACCAGUACCAACCUGUCUGUGGAUUCAACCCAUGUGAGGAAGACGACUACCCUGAUAUGAUGUUUAGGACGUUCAAUAACGAAUGUGAGCUAGAGGCUACCAUAUGCGACGGACCAGGAUUUUUGUACCAGAGAGUCUACCCAGGAAUUUGUGUUAUGGACCACCAAGACGAUUCUUCAUGCCUUUUUGUAUCCAACUAACAUCAUACGUCAUGUAAACGACAACCAUUCUGAUGUACAGACCAUGUUACGAUUUGCAAUAAAUGUUUGAUUACAAAUAAUAUUAUCGCCGUACAUUACUGUUAAUGUUGCAGUCACCUAAUGUAAUAAAACAGUUUUAAAAUAGUUUCGUCAUGGCAGGUAUUUGUACAGUUAUGUAUCAGUUAUUUGUGUUUGAUACCUGACUAAUCUGUAGCCUAACAUGAUAGGGUACUAGAAGGUGUAUAAUUGGGAUUAGGCCUAAUGUUUAAUGUUGAACAAUAAGUUAUACGUGUAAUUCAAAUUCAAAUGUUGUUUUGGUAUAUUUGAUUUGUCUGUUAAAACAAGAGUAUAAAUUUGUUUGCUUUUAAAUAAGUAAAAUUGUUCUACUUAUCUUGCUAUGUAGAUUAGAAUAAUACGAGGAUAACAAAUAAAUCCGCUGCAGCAAACCUAGA
Molecule: messenger RNA, 824 nt
Organism: Macrosteles quadrilineatus (aster leafhopper)
Lineage: Eukaryota; Metazoa; Arthropoda; Insecta; Hemiptera; Cicadellidae
Exons: 3
Coding region: 28-372 (114 amino acids)
Molecular function (GO): protein binding
Source: RefSeq, a predicted model, not a curated record